GAGAGUGGAUGUUCUGAAUUCGGCCCAAAAAUUGGUGAACCGGGCUAAUAAAAUAGGAUCAUUUUAUUUGGUAGAAAACAAACGAAAGUAAAUGACUGUGAGAAUUAUCGCUAAGAGACACAGCAUUCCAUUUGGACUUUUUUAAAGCAUUCUCGUACAGGAAUGGAAAAUGGCAUCAACGCUAAACGGAUUUCCGGUGACGCUUGAUGACGUCACAAGUGCACGUGAUCGGAUUCUCCGGCAUCUGCAUUACACUCCGGUUUUGACGUCCUCGACUUUUGACAGCAAAUACGGACGCAAGUUUUAUUUCAAAGCGGAAAACUUUCAGAAAACCGGAUCAUUUAAAUCUAGGGGAGCGCUAAAUGCGGUAACGAAGCUUGUGGAAGAAAAACAGGAACGAGUUGUCGGCGUAACGACGCACUCUAGCGGAAACCACGGACAGGCCCUUGCAUGGGCAGCCCAGCACUGCGGUCUCCCUUGUAACGUAAUCGUACCCCGUAACACGCCCACUGUCAAGAUCGACGCAAUCAAAGGAUACGGGGCGGACGUCACGCUAUGUGAACCAAACCCUACUUCCAGAGCGGAGACGUGCGCGGCUAUCUGCAGUGAGAAGAACUAUGUGUACAUUCCUUCCGCUGACCACUACGACGUCAUGGCUGGCCAGGGAACCAUUGCUCUCGAGUUCCUUGAACAGGUCCCCAUGCUGGACGCCAUACUGGUCGCGGCGAGCGCGGGGGGAAUGGUUUCUGGUAUCGCAUGCGCAGCCAAACAACUUAAACCGGAAAUAAAAAUUUUCGUUGUAGAGCCGUUUGGAAAGGACCUCGAACGAUGCCUGCGAGAAGGCAAGCGUCUGUGGCCGGAGCCGCCCCAGUAUGUGGACACGAUAGCUGAAGGUAUCCGCAUUCAGCAGCUUGGAAAGCUCGCCUUUCCGAUCGUUCUUUCUCUCGCGGAGAAAGAGGUCUUCACCACGACAAAUGCUCAAAUAGUGGAAGGGAUGCGGUUUGCCUUUGAGAGAAUGAAAGUGGUGAUAGAAGGAGCUUCCGGUGCGGUUAUAGCGGCCGCCAUGUCGAAGCGCCUGCGUCGGAUGGACGGAAGACUACGGCACGUGGGUGUCAUUUUGUGCGGUGGAAACGUGGACAUUGAUCACAUACCCUGGCUACCAACACGAGAAGCGUGACUUCGGCUUUCCUGGUGUGCUGAUACAGUUCUAGCGUGCACUGAACCCAAUCAAAAGUGUCAAACAUUUCCGUCCUCCUUAUAUGUCGACAUUAUUACCGCGUGAAUUGUAUUUCGAUCCAGUAUAUCAGACUGAUUUUAAGUAAGCUUUUAUGAUAGUUGCUUGUUUAUAUUAAACAAUCAUGCACUAUAAUGUGUAUCAAUAUAUUUGGUAUAAUACAUUUUUUACAAUUUAUAUAUCAUAAUGAUUUGAAUCUUAUAAUGGUAAACCUGACAAAAGGAUAUUCUA
Molecule: messenger RNA, 1465 nt
Organism: Mya arenaria
Lineage: Eukaryota; Metazoa; Mollusca; Bivalvia; Myida; Myidae
Product: probable serine racemase
Exons: 10
Coding region: 170-1177 (335 amino acids)
Biological process (GO): L-serine metabolic process; D-serine biosynthetic process; pyruvate biosynthetic process
Molecular function (GO): threonine racemase activity; L-serine ammonia-lyase activity; magnesium ion binding
Source: RefSeq, a predicted model, not a curated record